Messenger RNA from Penicillium coprophilum, 204 nucleotides. RefSeq lists its product as uncharacterized. Bases 1 to 204 code for a protein of 67 amino acids. The transcript has 2 exons. The record is from RefSeq and is a predicted model, not a curated record. NCBI's taxonomy places the organism in Eukaryota, Fungi, Ascomycota, Eurotiomycetes, Eurotiales, Aspergillaceae.
AUGAUACCCGGAGGAGCCGUGAAUGACACUCCCCGCUCUUGUGUACCUGAUUUCAGGUCUUUAAACCAAUCGCGCAACUCUUAUCGACAAGCUUUCAUCUUCUUCGAGGCGCUUGUUCACUUUCCUCUAUCCAUUGAGUUGGCCACGCUGCAAUCAUCCUCUGAACAGAGUUCCGACUCAAUAGAAAAGGCUAUUGCUGUAUAA